Coniophora puteana RWD-64-598 SS2 is the source of this 991-nucleotide messenger RNA. RefSeq names its product alpha beta-hydrolase. The transcript is spliced from 5 exons. Bases 25 to 870 code for a protein of 281 amino acids. The record is from RefSeq and is a predicted model, not a curated record. Lineage: Eukaryota; Fungi; Basidiomycota; Agaricomycetes; Boletales; Coniophoraceae.
CAAGGUGAUAUGGCAUAUUCCACCAUGGUUAAGGAGCUCAAGUCUACCGACGGAACUCUCAUCUACGCAGAAGCCACCGGAGACCCAUCAAAGCCCAGUGUGGUCUUCGUGCACGGUUUCUUGCUGUCUGGUGAAUCGUUUGAUAAUCUAUUCGAAGAUCAGAAGUUACUGGACAAACUUUACCUGGUCCGUUACGACGUACGCAGCCAUGGACGAAGUGGGAAGCCGCAAACAAUGGAGGGUCACGCGUCGUCGUUGUAUGCCGACGACUUCAAGACUGUCAUAGAAGCCUUCAACCUAAGAAGACCUGUGUUCUGCGGAUGGAGUCUUGGAGGGAGCACUGGCGCCGACAUCUGUACCUACCUUGACCCUAUUCCGCUCUCCGGGCUGGUGUAUAUGUGCGCUGUUCCGUACCUUGAGCCAUCCGUCGUCGAAGGUACCGGAAGGCCCGACCUCAGAGGAUUGCUUACUGCAGUCUCAACCGAUGGCGAAGUCGUUGAUUCCAUCAACACCCGCAUCAAAUUUAUGGAGACGCUCUUCAAAGACCACCGCUCCGUCCCUUGGAAGACCAAGUUCUCUUGGAUGGGAUCCGGCGUCUUCAUGACGCCCGCCGACUGUCGCUUCGCACUGGGCCGUCCGCAAGAUGGAUCGAAGUUGCUGGAGGCGGGACGCAACGGCCUGCCCCUUUUGGUGAUCGCUGCAGGUGAUGACGAACAAUUGGAUGGAGAAGGAACGGUAAGAACCUUUGCUCCGCACUUUAAGAACAUGAAGGUCGCACGCAUCGCAAACGCUGGACAUGCUGUGCAUCUCGACCAGCAGGAGGAGUUUGUCAAGACUCUGAUCGCGUUUGUUCUUGGAGAGUGCCAUUGAAGGAGACCAACGGCAGACCAAGUAGGAAUUGUGCGAGUAUUGUUGUGUAAUAAUCAGCAGAUUCAAGUGCCAUUGAAGGAGACCAACGGCAGACCAAGUAGGAAUUGUGCGAGUAUUGUUG